Lottia gigantea (owl limpet) is the source of this 618-nucleotide messenger RNA. RefSeq lists its product as hypothetical. NCBI's taxonomy places the organism in Eukaryota, Metazoa, Mollusca, Gastropoda, Lottiidae. The record is from RefSeq and is a predicted model, not a curated record. The transcript is spliced from 3 exons. Bases 1 to 618 code for a protein of 205 amino acids.
AUGUUCUUUCAACCAAUACCUGCUAAAGAUAAAAUAACUUUUACGAACAGAAUAGACGUUUUAACAUCGGUUGACAUUCAAGAAGUAGUUAAAGCCGGUGGUAAUAUACUCAGGAUAUUAGAUGGAAUAGUCUAUGAAGAAAAUUUUAAAACUCCUCCAUAUAGAGAAUACAUUUUAAUUUUGAAGGAAUUAAGGAAUAAAUACAAAAAGAAAGGGGAUGUGGUUGCUAGUAACUGCAUGAAGUUGUUAGCAUCAAAAGUUAAAUAUAAUAUCAUUUUGACUUCUGAUGGUGUUUUGAACGAAAAGAAAACGUUUAAGGGAUACUCUAACUAUGAGAUUGAGAUGGACGAUUAUGUUCAAUUAGCUAGCGGACAUGAUGUGACGAAUGAAUUUGAUAAACCAUGGGGAAAGAGUUUUACUGAUGGAAUAGUUAUUCCUAAUGAAAAACAAACUAAAAAAUUUAGAAGUUAUUUGAAUUUAAUGAAGAGAAAAGCACCAGAUGAUGAAGGAAAAAUGUAUCCUUACAACUCUGGGAGGGAGAUGUGCUUGGAUGACGAUUAUGUAUUUGAUGAUUUUGAUUAUUUUACAAAUGUAUCUAAUGAUGAUCCAUCAGAAUAA